Messenger RNA from Castor canadensis (American beaver), 4871 nucleotides. It is a transcript of the gene Top1mt, whose product is annotated as DNA topoisomerase I mitochondrial. NCBI's taxonomy places the organism in Eukaryota, Metazoa, Chordata, Mammalia, Rodentia, Castoridae. Gene Ontology annotation, biological process: DNA topological change; DNA replication. The record is from RefSeq and is a predicted model, not a curated record. Gene Ontology annotation, molecular function: DNA binding; DNA topoisomerase type I (single strand cut, ATP-independent) activity. Gene Ontology annotation, cellular component: mitochondrial nucleoid; chromosome.
CUGAGCGGAUGCACGCGGCGGCCCUGCUGAGGCUGGGACGGGCGGCGGGCGUGCGGCUCGGGGACGUUUCCCGCCGCCCGGCCUCGGUGGUCGCGCCCAAGUCCAGCACAGCUGGGUGGGAAGAGGAGAAGAGCAAGGACAGAGUGAGGUGGAGGCAGCUGGAGCACAGAGGCCCCUACUUUGUCCCCGCCUACGAGCCCCUUCCUGAUGGAGUGCGCAUCGUGUAUGAUGGAAAGCCAGUGAAAUUAAGCUUGGCUGCUGAGGAGGUCGCUACGUUGUACGGGAAGAUGUUGCAUCAAGAAUAUACAACAAAGGAGGUUUUUCAAAAUAACUUCUUCAACGACUGGCGAAAGGAGAUGACCGAAGAGGAGAGGGAACUUAUCAAGCACCUAGAUAAGUGUGACUUCACAGAGAUCCACAGGCACUUCAUGGACAAAGCUGCUGCCCGGAAGGCCCUGCCCAGGGAGGAGAAGCAGAAGCUAAAAGAAGAGGCAAAAAAACUUCAGCAAGAGUUUGGAUACUGUAUUUUAGAUGGCCAGAGAGAAAAAAUAAGCAAUUUCAAGAUGGAGCCGCCUGGGUUGUUCUGUGGCCGUGGUAACCAUCCCAAGAUGGGGAUGUUGAAGAGGAGAAUCAGGCCAGAAGACGUGACCAUCAACUGUGGCAGGGAUGCAAAGAUCCCUGAGCCCCCGGCGGGUCACCAGUGGAAAGAGGUGCGCUCAGAUAACACAGUCAUGUGGCUGGCAACAUGGACGGAGAGCGUCCAGAACUCUGUGAAGUAUAUCACGCUGAACCCCAGCUCCAAGCUGAAGGGGCAGAGAGACCAGCAGAAGUAUGAGGCAGCACGACGCUUGAAGGGGGUUGUGGGUGAGAUUCGCUCUCAGUACCGGGCCGACUGGACGUCCCCAGACGUGAAGAAAAGACAGAGGGCAGUGGCCCUAUAUUUUAUUGAUAAGCUGGCCCUGCGAGCAGGUAACAGGAAGGAGGAGGGUGAGACGGCUGACACGGUGGGCUGCUGCUCCCUCCGUGUGGAGCACGUCCAGCUGCACGCACAGGCCAAUGGCUGCAAGUAUGUCGUGGAGUUGGACUUCCUGGGAAAGGACUCGAUCAGCUACUCUAACCGCAUGUCCGUGGAGAAGCCUGUGUUCGAGAACCUGCAGCUGUUCAUGAAGAACAAGAGCCCUGGGGACCAUGUCUUUGACAAACUGACUACUUCCAGCCUGAACAAGCACCUGCAGGCCUGGAUGGAUGGACUGACGGCCAAGGUGUUCCGGACUUACAACGCCUCCAUCACUCUGCAGAAGCAGCUGCAGGCGCUGACCCAUGCUAACGACAGCCAAGCCUCCAAGAUCUUAGCUUACAACCGGGCGAACCGUGCCGUGGCUGUCCUCUGCAACCAUCAGCGAGCUGCUCCCAGGACCUUCAUGAAGUCGUUGCAGACUCUCCACGCAAAGAUUGAGGCAAAGAAGGCUCAGGCAGCUGAGGUCCAGGUGGAGCUGGUAAAGGCGAAAGCCAACCACUUAACCAGAGGGGACAGCAAGUCCAGAAGGCUCCUGCAGAAGCAGUGGCAGCGGCUACAGAAGCUGGAAGAGCAGCUGAUCCAGUUGAGUGCCCAGGUCAAAGACAAGGAGGAAAACAAGCAUGUGGUCCUGGGCACCUCCAAGCUCAGCUACCUGGACCCCAGGAUCAGCAUCGCCUGGUGUAAGAAGUUCGGGGUGCCGGUGGAGAAGGUCUACACCAAGACACAAAGGGAAAAGUUCACCUGGGCUCUUGACACGGCAGAAGACUUUGAAUUCUAAGUGACUGUCUUCACUGGAACUCCGUUUGUGGGUUUUUUCACACCCUUGAAGCAGUGCUGGGAGUUUUAUAUGGUAAAAUGUUUUGUGCAAGUGUUCGCUAUCAUGAUGCAGAACAAAGGCCUUACCGGGCUUUGUCCCUGGCAGUGCCCCCAGCACAUCCUGGCUCUCACCUACCCCGGAACCCCAGCCUAGCCUUUGGAUGGUGGCUUCUGGAAGAGCAGAGACUGUGUCUGUGUGACCCACCCCUUCCUUCAGCAGAGGCCCAGUCCCCAUACAUCUGGCUCUUGGUGAGGCCACAAAUAUACUUUGUCACUGCACUCGGUGGCCACUUCCAGUUCCUAUCUGUCUCACCCAAGCCAGGGCUGGUGCCCAGUCCUCAUGCACGCUAGGCACAUGGUCUCCCACUGAGCUACCUCCCCAGUCCUCUCUACAGCUUUCUACACGUGCUGUCCUGCCUCAGUUUCCCAACCCUGUAUUCUUCCAAGUCUUGUCCUCCCCUUGGGUGUCCCUGUCUCCUUUGCAGGGCUGACUUGUGUCUGUUCAACACUCUGCUUGCCUGGCUGCCCCACAGCUGUUUGCUCCCUCUAGGGCUUUGCUUAACUUUCUGGGGCUCCCUCCACCUCACGGCUUAAAUUGAGGGUGCCAGCAAGGCAGGUCCCAGCUCCCUUGGUUGUCUAACUUACUGGUGUCCAGUUGGAGACCUCUGGUCAGAUUAGAGGACCCCAGCCAUGACUGGGACUCGGCUCCUCCACAGCUGCUCCUGGUCCUGCUGACACCCAUCACUGUGAACCUGGACUCCUGUCGUUGUAGCAGAAUGACUUCAGGGGCCUCAAGGCUCUCCACCCACCUCUCCAGAGGGGCCUUCCUGGGCAGGGACAUGGAACAGGGUUGCAGAGAAGGAAGUCAAAGAAUGGGAAGGCAGAGGGCAUCAGCUGUGGGGCCCCAGGCCCCAGGAAGGAAGCCUGUGACGCAGGACUGAGACACAUCUGAGUCCGACCUCACAGGAGAUGGGCAAGGUAGCCGUCCCUCUGUGCAGGUGAGAAAUGGACCAACUUCAGACCUGGAAACUAAGUCCAGCAUUCCCAGCUCCACAGCUGCCUCUGUCCUUUGCCGGGUUGUGUGGUUUGACACAGUCUGGAACAGCAGGCAGGGUGUGGCCAAGAGGGAGCACUCCAGGGCAGUGGCUGGACCUCAUGCAGGUUUCCACAACUCUAAGGCCAUCCAGUGACCGAAACCCAUGUGUCCUGGCAUCUUGGUCUACCUAGCAGCUGUAAUGACUGCACUUGCUCCAGUCUCCAGCCUGCCCUCCCUACCCUCCAGCACACCUGCUUCUAGACAGGUGGUCACCUGGCUGCCACAGUUCCUCUUCUCACUGGGGACAAUCUAAGGUCUUUGAGUCAGUUGUCUCUGGACUGUCUUGUACAUGGUCAGGAGCUAGCUGUGUCAUCUACACACAAAGGUCAGAAGUACAGACUGCAUCUUAGUGCUGAGCUCAUGUCUAGAUUUUCCGGAAAACACCCCUGGUCCCAAGCCAGCGGCCCAGCAAGCCUGGCCAGAGCAGGUACUGAGAGAGAGGAUGAUGCAGCUCACACCUGGGACACCGCGUUACCACUUUAAACCACUAGGUUUGGGGGAAUUGUUACUCGGCAAACGCUAACACAGAAACUGCCCUAAAAGUGGGGUGCUGUUAUGGACUGAAUAUUUAUGACCCCUCCAAACGCCUAUGUUGAUGUCCUGAUCCCCAACCUGACGGCACUUAGAGGUGGUGCCCUUCGCAGUCAUGAGGUUCACAGGUCAGCAGGUGGAGCCCUCUGAUGGCAGAGGCACAGAGCGUCCUAUCUACACAGCACACACCAGGAAGGCCACAUCAGCACAUGGCAAAAAGAUGGCUCUGCAAGCCAGUAGAUAGGCCUCACCAGGAACUACCCUGACCUUCAGAACCUUGACCUUGGACAUCUAGCCCCCAGAACCAUAUAUGAGGAAAAAAUGUUGGUGUCCAAGCUGCUUUGUAAAAUUAUAACAGCCCGAGCUGUGAAAGGUGACACUAACAAACAUCCAAGACACAGCACUGAGUGAUCCGUGCAGUGGACAAAGACUAUGACGACGGUAAAGAUACUCAGCAGAGCCUCUUACUGGGGUAGAGAAGAGAUUAGGUGAAAAAACACCGCUUUCAGUAACCUGAGUGUGAACAAGGAGAAAGCUCCAGAUUAUUGGGAAGCCUGGCAUGUGCUUCCGACUGCACAGAGAUUUUAGAGGUGAAAUGAGAACAGUAUUCAGUUUGCAAGCAAAACUUACAGGAAAACAGAGCUAGAGUUUGUACCAUUUGGAAAAUAUCACCAGUUCACAUCUAGUUUCUGGUCAGCAAGAUUCUGAAAAGUAAUAAGUGGCCUUGGAGUAAAGAUGAAAUCAGGGUUGUGGCCAUAAAAAUUUCUUAAGGUCCCAGAAAGGUUUCAUUUAGUACUCAGUACAAACUACACAAAAAGGUUUCAGAGUGUCUAGCAGUGUCCCCAGCAUCCUAACACAUGGUGAAAAUAUUAACUUGAAAAACGUUAAGUGUGUUUGUCUAAUGGAGUACACUAGUUUUCCACAAAGGAAACUCACAGGGUUUUCAAGGGCACUGCACAAGCUUGAAUGAAAAGUAACUGACAUAGUUCACAAUGAACCCUUUGGGUUCCCGUCUUUCUGCAGGCCUUGUGCAGUCUGAGGAAGAACUCAGCUACAAACAUGGGUCUGUUCCCCUUAAUCUUUUUUUUAAAUUUUUUCAUGAUACUAAGAUUUGAACUCAAGGCUUUGGGGUUACUAGGCAAGUGCGCUACCACUUAAGCCAUGCCUCCAGCCCCACCCACCUCCUUUUUCAUUUUUUUGCUUUAUUUUGCAGUGCUGGGGGUCAAUCCCAGGGCCUGGCACGUGCUAAGAAGCACUCUACCACUGAGGUGAUGACUCCAGCUGCUCUUUUUAUUCUUUUAACAAGAUUUCGCCAGCUUUACCGUUCCAUUUUGGCUAUUACGUUUUCAUUCUUUUUUUUUUGGUGGUGAACUCAAGGCUUUGUACUUGCAAAGCAGGCGCUCUACCAUU